AUGGUAGCUCCUAUCGAUUCCCCUACAGCUCCCCCUGCUGUAGCCAUCGGGGCAGGGGGUAAGACCCUCCCAGCUCCUUACAAAUCCACGGGAAACGAAGCUUUAGAUACACUUGCCUUUCUACAUCUUCUAGAACAACUAAAGGUGCAAAAACGUUCAGGGUGGAUAAGAGAAGGAGUCCGUGAACCAGAAUCAAUAUCAGAUCAUAUGUGUCGUAUGGCAUUGAUGGCUAUGGUGCUUCCUAAUGAUCCGGAUCGACCUCUGGACAUUCCAAAAUGUGUCAUGAUGGCUCUAGUCCACGAUCUCGCCGAAGCCCAUGUGGGCGAUAUCACCCCCGUUGAAGGAGUCUCUCCCGAGGACAAACAUAGAUUAGAAGAGCAAGCUAUGGAGACGUUCUUGAAUGAGAUGUUGGGUGGGAGUGGGAAUAUGGAUGCGAGAGAAAGGUUUAAAAGUCUGUUUGAAGAAUAUGAAGCGAGACAAACUCCAGAGUCAAAAUUGGUCAAGGAUCUGGAUCGACUCGAGUUGGCUCUUCAGGCUGUGGAAUAUGAACGGACUCAGGAUAUUCGCACUUUACACCCUUUCUUCACUGGUUCUAUCCCCAACCUAGAACAUCCCGUAGUACGUCAAUGGGCAAUGGUAUUGAUGGAAGAACGUCGUCAGCUUUGGGCUUCACGCGGUAGGGGAGAAGAAGAGCAAGCGGGAUUGAAUGGUUGCGGAGGGAUAGGUUUCAACAGUUGA
Tremella mesenterica DSM 1558 is the source of this 738-nucleotide messenger RNA. RefSeq lists its product as uncharacterized. Gene Ontology annotation, cellular component: cytoplasm. Bases 1 to 738 code for a protein of 245 amino acids. Lineage: Eukaryota; Fungi; Basidiomycota; Tremellomycetes; Tremellales; Tremellaceae. The transcript has 9 exons. Gene Ontology annotation, molecular function: 5'-deoxynucleotidase activity. The record is from RefSeq and is a predicted model, not a curated record.